AUGUCCCUUCUACGAGAAGCAGAGAAAUGUCUUGCUAACCAGAAGACUUUCGGACGCCUCAAUGCGUUUAUAUCCCCGCUAGAUCGAGCUGGAUCUUGGAUAGAUCGGGUGAAAGAUGCCGACGCUCGUCGAAAACAAGGGGUAUCUAAGUCACCUCUAGAUGGAAAGUUUAUAGGAGUGAAAGACAACAUAUGUACCCGGGAUUUCCGAACAACAUGCGGUUCCGGCAUGCUGGAACACUUCACGAGCCCAUUUAAUGCUACGGUGGUGGAGCUGUUGAAUUAUUCCGGGGCAGUAGUUGCUGGGAAGACUAAUAUGGAUGAGUUUGGAAUGGGGUCGCAUUCUACAUAUUCGCAUUUUGGAGCAGUUAAGAGCAAUUGUAUUGAAGGAACAGACACCAAGUCUGCUGGUGGAAGCUCUGGGGGCAGUGCAGUUGCUGUUUCUACAGGUCAAUGCUAUGCAGCUUUGGGAACGGAUACGGGUGGCUCCGUUCGACUACCUGCUGCGUAUACAGGAACCUUUGGUUUCAAACCUUCCUAUGGAUUGGUUUCGAGAUUUGGCGUUGUUGCGUAUGCUAAUUCUCUUGAUACUGUGGGUGUCAUUGGACCCAACACGACAACACUAAAAGAGGUAUUUGGGGUGAUAAAUAAGUACGAUCCCCAGGAUCCAACAAGCCUGCCACCGGACACACGCACUUACAUGGGAAAAGCCACCCACUCUUUGGCAAAAUAUCGACGGGAUAAGCUUCGCAUCGGCGUUCCUUUAGAAUACAAUCUCCACGAACUAAGCCCUUUUGUUCGUGAGGCAUGGCAAAACUCUCUUUCGUACCUGCAAAGCCAGGGACACACGAUUCACCCUGUCUCCCUUCCUACUAGUAAGCAGGCGUUGUCCGCAUAUUACAUUCUUGCACCCGCUGAGGCAUCUUCCAAUUUGGCGAAGUACGACGGCGUGCGAUAUGGCACGCGCGAUAUAAAUACUCCCGAUAAUGCGGGAGGAUGUCUCUAUGCAAACACACGCGGGUCCGGAUUUGGGUCCGAAGUGAAACGUCGCAUUGUCUUGGGUGCAUUUACCCUUAGUGCCGAAGCUAUGGAUAACUACUUUAUUCAAGCUCAGAAAGUCCGUCGGUUAGUCCAAUCUGACUUCAAUACUGUAUUCCGUCUCCGUCACCCCCUGCUCUCUGAGCCAAUUGCCUUGCAAGGUCAGACCCUACAGUCCGAUCCCGACAAUGCUGGCAAGGUGGAUGUACUUGUCUGUCCAACAGCACCUUCUCCUCCGCCAUCUCUACGGUCACUGGAAGAUAUUCUUCCAAUCCAAGCCUAUAUCAAUGACGUAUUCACUGUUCCCGCCAGUUUGGUAGGUCUUCCGGCCCUGAGUGUGCCUGUGCCAUUUAGCAGAGUGACGGCUAGCAACAAUUCUGCUAGUAUGCCUGUGGGGAUACAGGUAAUUGGACAGUUUGGUGAUGAUGAGCUUGUCCUUAAUGUAGGAGCCAUUCUUGAACAAAUAGAUAUGUAG
Ophidiomyces ophidiicola is the source of this 1512-nucleotide messenger RNA. It is a transcript of the gene HER2, whose product is annotated as Trimeric GatFAB AmidoTransferase(AdT) complex subunit. Gene Ontology annotation, cellular component: mitochondrion; glutamyl-tRNA(Gln) amidotransferase complex. The record is from RefSeq and is a predicted model, not a curated record. Lineage: Eukaryota; Fungi; Ascomycota; Eurotiomycetes; Onygenales; Onygenaceae. The transcript has 5 exons. Gene Ontology annotation, molecular function: glutaminyl-tRNA synthase (glutamine-hydrolyzing) activity. Gene Ontology annotation, biological process: glutaminyl-tRNAGln biosynthesis via transamidation; mitochondrial translation. The coding region runs from base 1 to 1512 and encodes 503 amino acids.